Molecule: messenger RNA, 7887 nt
Organism: Quercus lobata
Lineage: Eukaryota; Viridiplantae; Streptophyta; Magnoliopsida; Fagales; Fagaceae
Product: putative disease resistance RPP13-like protein 1
Exons: 16
Coding region: 209-3352 (1047 amino acids)
Molecular function (GO): ADP binding
Source: RefSeq, a predicted model, not a curated record
AUCUGUCAACUUUGUUGAUCAUUCACGCCAAUUCAACCAGGGUGGCUAGAGAUUGUCCCCAUGUGCGACCAUACCAAAACUUAGAGAAAGAACCUGCACCUUAUCUUCUACUUUAUUUCUUGCAAGAAGUGCACACCCUUUUUACAAAUCGACUCUCACUGAAUCUUAUCAUCUUAUCACUUCUCUUUACUUCUUCCUUUUCAUCACUAUGGCUGAAGCUUUGGUGGGUGGAGCGGUUCUCUCUGCAUUCCUUCAGGUGGCGUUUGACAGAGUGGCUUCUCUUGAGGUCCUAGACUUUCUCAAGGGAAGGAAACACAUUGAUGGAAUGGUGCAAAAGCUGAAGAUAGAGCUGAUGUCUGCUGAUGCAGUGCUCAUUGAUGCAGAGGAGAAGCAAAUUACAAACCCUGCUGUGAAAGAGUGGCUUGACGAGCUUAAAGAUGCUGUUUAUGUUGCGGAUGACCUCCUGGAUGAGAUUGCCUAUGAAGCUUUGAGAUGCAAGUUAGAAGCUGAAUCCACUAGUAAGGUAAGGGGCUUGAUCUCUACUUUUGUUAGUUCAUUUGACAAAAGCAUACAAUCAGAGCUGAAAAAUAUUCUAGACCGAUUAGAAUCUAUUUCAAAACAAAAGGAUGUUCUUCGUUUAGAAAAAGUUGCUGCGGUUGGAAUACCUUCACGACCAUUGACAACUUCUUGUCCGGAAGAAUAUGGUGUCUUUGGCAGAGACAAAGAUAAGGAGGCUAUAUUUAUGAAGUUUCAAUCAAGUGAUGCAAGUGAUAAUGGUAUAUGUGUUGUUCCCAUAGUAGGUCUGGGUGGGGUUGGUAAAACAACUCUUGCUCGAUUUAUAUACAAUGACAAAAGAGUAACGGAUAGUUUUGAUCACAAAGCUUGGGUUUGCGUUUCAGAAAACUUUGAUUGUUUUAGGAUAUUAAAAACUAUUUUGGAGGAUGCCACUUUGUCUAUGUGUGAUAUUCAAAACAUGAAUUUGCUGCAAAUUAAAAUUAGAGAGACAUUCAAAGACAAGAAAAUUUUCCUGGUUUUAGAUGAUGUUUGGAAUGAAAAUUAUGAUGAUUGGAUUGAGUUACUUAAAGUUUUUAAAUGUGGGGCACAGGAAAUUAAGAUCAUUGUUACGACACGAAUUGAAAAAGUUGCAUCAAAUGUACGCACAGAUCUAGCUUAUCUUCUAAAUCAAUUGUCAAAUGAAGAAUGCUGGUUGUUAUUUGAAAAACAUGCAUUUAGAAAUGGAAGCUCUGGUGAAUUUCCAUUACUAAGGGAAAUCGGAAAGCAAAUUGUCCAAAAGUGUGGAGGCUUGCCUUUAGCUGCAAAAACACUUGGGGGAUUGCUGCGUUUUGAAGAAGAUCUAAGACAAUGGACAAAGAUUUUGAAGAGUGAUAUAUGGGAUUUACCAAAAGGAAAUAAUAGUAUCCUUCCAGCUCUAAGAUUGAGCUACCACUAUCUCCCAUCACAUUUGAAGCGUUGCUUUUCUUAUUGCUCAAUUCUUCCAAAGGAUUAUGAAUUUAAAAAGAAGGAGUUGGUCAAAUUGUGGAUGGCGGAAGAUUUAUUGCAGCAAUCAAAAGGAAAUAAAAGGAUGGAAGAAAUAGGUGAAGAAUACUUUGAUGAUUUGGUAUCUAGAUUACUUUUUCAACGAUCAAGUAACAACGAAUCAUGUUUCAUGAUGCAUGACUUGGUCAAUGACUUGGCAAAAUUUAUAUUUGGAGAAUUUUGUUUCAAGCUGGAGAUUGAUGAUUCUGGUGUAAUCACAAGAAAGACUCGUCAUUUUUCAUAUGUUAGAACUGAAUUUGAUGCCUUUAAGAAAUUUAACAUGUCCUACGAAGCCAAGGGUUUGCGAACCUUCCUUGGAUUUGAUUUGUCACUGCCUGAGUGGACGCGGAAUAGCAUAUCAGCAAUGAUGAUAGAUGAUUUGUUGUUGACAUUUAAGUGCUUAAGAGUGCUAUCAUUUUCUACCUAUAGAAACAUGAAGGAAUUACCUAAAUCAGUUGGUAAUUUGAAACAUCUACGUUAUUUAAAUCUUAGUUACACUUCAAUUGAACGGUUACCAAAUUCUCUAUGUACUUUGUAUUAUUUACAAACCUUGUUAUUGUCGGAAUGUGAGUACCUUACCAAGCUGCCAACCAAGAUGUGGAGAUUAGUCAACUUGCGGCACCUAGAUAUAGUUAAAACAAAAUUGGAAGAGAUGCCAUUGCAUAUGGGUAAAUUAAGAAAUCUCCAGAGUUUAACUACUUUUAUUGUGAGCAAACAUAAUAGGUCUAAUAUUAAAGAGUUGGGGGAACUUCUACAUCUUUCUGGAGCAUUGUCUAUAUUAAAUUUGCAAAAUGUUCAACAUGCUAGAGAUGCAAUGGAGGUUAAUUUGAAGGAUAAGCAACACCUAUAUGAGUUGGUGCUUGAAUGGGGUCAUGACAAGGACAGUUCAGAAAAUGAAAUAAAUGUGCUUGAACAUUUGUGUCCUCAUUCAAAACUCGAAUCUCUCACCAUUGAAAAUUAUGGGGGUACAGGAUUUCCAAAAUGGUUACAAGAUUGUUCAUUCUCUAAUAUGGUGUACAUACGGCUUGCCAAUUGUAAGUAUUGCUACUCCUGGCCUCCACUUGGGGAUCUGCCUAACCUCAAGAAACUCUUUGUUGAAGGUUUUCAUGUGGUAUCACAUGUGGAUCGUGAGUUCUACGGGGGUGGUUCUUCUGCAGUUAAGCCAUUUAGAUCGCUUGAAAUAUUGAGCUUUAAAGACAUGCCAGAGUGGCAGGAAUGGUUUUUAUUUGAAGGCAAAGAUGAAGAUGAAGGUGGUGUUUUCUAUAAUCUCCAAAAGCUUUGCAUAAUUAAAUGUCCUAAACUAAGCAGAGGUCUGCCCAACCACCUUCCUGCUUUAAUGGCACUUCAAAUUGAAGACUGUCCGCAGCUUGUUGCUUCACUUCCUAGAUCUCCGAAUCUCAGUAAAUUGCAGUUAAGUAAUUGUGAUGAGUUACUAUUGAAGGAAUUACCACCUAGGCUAUUACAGCUUGAAGUUGGAGAAGGACGUAUCCUACAAUCCUUUGUAGAGCUUAUGAUGUCUAUCCCAGGAGGUGGUCUACCCACUACAUUAAAAACACUUUCAGUUCAAGGAACAUUUCUGUUGCCAAGGAGGCAUUACUAUCCAUCACUUGAAGAAUUGGCAAUUGAAGGUGGUUUUGAUUCACUCUGGUGUUUUCCAUUGGAGUUCUACCCAAAGCUCAAAUCUCUUCUUGUGUCUGAUAGUGAAAGUCUUGAAUCUCUUUCGGUAUCAGAGGGAUCUCACCGGGAUCUUAUUUCUCUCACUUCUUUGAGAAUCUUUAGUUGCCCAAAUUUUGUGUCCUUUCCUAAUGGAGGAUAGUGCGCCCCAAAUUUGACAGAGAUUUGUAUCUUCAGUUGUGAAAAGUUGAAGUCACUACCUGAAGGGAUGUGCACCCUUCUCCCAUCUCUUGAGUCUUUGGAAUUGUUUAAAUGUCCAGAACUAGAAUCAUUUCCCAAGGGCGGUUUGCCCUCCAAUUUAGUUACCCUUGACAUUGCCAAAUGUCACAAACUCUUUUCCCGUCGCAUGGAGUGGGGUUUGCAAGGUCUUCACACCCUCAAACAAUUCAAAAUUUGGAAUGGAAUUGAAAAUGUGGAGUCCUUUCCGGACGAGGCAUUGCUGCCUUCCACCCUUACCGAAUUUACCAUUGGAGGGUUUCCAAAUCUGAAAUCACUCAACUCUAAGGGAUUUCAACACCUCACCUCUCUUCAACGCUUGGAGAUUCAAUCUUGCUAUGGCCUCCGGUACUUAACAGAAGAGCGCUUGCCUGCUUCUCUUUCUUUCCUAAUUCUCAGACAAUGCCCUCUUCUAAAACAACGGUGUCAAAGAGAUAAAGGGAAAGAUUGGCCUAAAAUUUCACACAUCCCUUUCAUACAGAUUGAAGAUGAAGUUAUAACAUGAGCUACGAGCUAUGAGUUGACAAGCACUUCCGUGCAAAGUGUCACUUUCUGACAAGUGCCUCACACAUGCACCCAGCAUUGAUUUUGUGCUACCAAGUGCCGCUGAUCCUCUUGCAUUUUAUAAACUAUGAAAUUUCUAUUUAUGUUUCAAGCAGCUGUAAAACAUCUUCUUUCUUUAUCAAAGAGUCCCUUGCUCUCACUUUUUCUGGAGUGCUCUUUCUUCAUUAUCCAAGAUCCAUACACCAAUUUCAAGUUUGGACUUUUGAAGUCAUGGACAAAGACUUUUGAGUAAAUUACUAAUCUCAGUGGCUAUUUAAUCUACGGUAUACAUUGGGGCAAUUUGAAGCUAUUUCUGCUUCAAUAUCUUCAAAUAGCAGCUAAUUCUUUUAUGCAAGGGAAUCUUUGGGAUGAAUGAUGCUGGUCACUUAAAAAAAAUUUUUAUCUUGAGGAUUUUUGAUUUUUUGAAUCCUCUGCUCACAUUCCAACUGGAGGGAACUGCAGCAUUAUUCAGCACCUUCAUUUCGUGUCCAAGCUCCCGGUGGUACAACAAGACAAAGGAAGAUCGAGGGAAUGGCAAGUCUCUGUGGCAGAUGGAACCUAGUGCAGACUUGUUGCUACCAUUAUCACAUUUUUGAGAUUGAAAAUCACUUCUCACUCUUAGUGAGAGAUGUUCUUUUGAUUGUACAAUGCAGACGUAACAGACAUCAUAUGAUCGUGGAAGACAUCCCCUGUUGGUAUAUGUAAUCAUGAAGAAAUCAACUAAUGGAGUCUUUUCUGCUGGCGGUCCGUGCUUGGAAUUCUUACCUCGUUUGUUGUCUCUAAUGGAAACUAUGUGGGCUUGCAAGUCUUGGAGCACAACAAAUUCAUACUGGAUGGAUCAUGCAAUUAAAGGAGAUUAACAAGCAACCUCUCUAUGAGCUUUGGGAAUUGAUGGUGGAGAGCAAGAAAUAAGUCUUCUCCAGAAUUUUGGUUCUUUCUUCUCUUCCACACUCCUGAGUGCUCAAAAGGCUCAGCAAAUCACUGAUCUCGUUGUCCUUGCAGUCCUCACCAGAAGGGGCUGUCCAACUCCGUUCUUGCUAACAAGGAUUCUAACACUAUGCCGAGAUAGUGGAGCCAGAGGCGAAGAGGGGAAAACUGUCCCAAGAUAGCUCAGGUGCUCGUUCCAUGAAAGAUUGUCAUUCUUGAGGCUGUCAUGUCACCACCUGCAAUUACCAGUACAUGUUUUCAAACCAGAGGGUGUUCAGUGGUUGAUAGUGUUGUUCAAUUGAUUUGUGCUUUGUGUAUAAAAUCUGGACCUCCAAUCAUGAAUGAUAUUUAAAUCUUAAUUGUUCUUCAGAUUUUCAGGCACAAUAUGUGCAACAUGUUGAGGCUUCCAACAAUUUCUUCCUAAAAAUUACUUGAUAUCAUCCUAUUGAUGAAUUCAGUAAUUAUAGGUUUGGUUUUAAGAUCUAGAGUGGUUUCUUCCAAUCAACUUUGACCUUCUGCAAUAAAAAAUUCCAAACAUGUCUGUCCUGCCAGCUUGUUCUGUUUACUUCAUAUCAAGUUUGGACCUCCAUGUGUGCAUUAGUACAAUGAUAAGCAAAGGAGAGAUUGGUUCCACAUAGCUCCAAUGUUCAGAUUCUAGAUUUGGUUGGCAACAGAUUGCUUAGGAUUAAAAAAAAAAAAAGGUUAUGGCAUUAUAAAUUGAGUGAGGGUAUUUUUGUAAUCCCAUCCCCAAGAUAUUUCUAAUUAGUGGCUCCCCGAAAAAGAGACCAUUUCGGGUGUUUGUAGCAGAGGGAGCUCCAAGGUUUGUGCAACUGCAUAUUAUUUUUUAGGUGGUGUAAUUUUCCUCUCUCUAAUGCCAUUUAUUUUAAAAUUAGGUAUCAGGGACAUCUUCUUGCAAAAGAUUUGGUCACAAGAGGUUUACAAACUACACUAACUACUGAUUCUGCAGUUUUUGCCAUGAUUUCCUGUGUGAACAUGGUUAUACUUGGAGCACAUGCUGUCAUGGCCAAUGGUGGGGUUAUAGCACCUGUUGGGUUGAAUAUGGUUGCAGUUGCAGCUCAAAGGCAUGCUGUCCCUUUUGUUGUACUUGCUGCUAGUCAAGUUGUGCCCUCUGUAUCCACACAAUCCUGAGGUCUUACUGAAUGAGCUGAGAUUUUGGAGAAUUCUCAGAUUGCAUGGAUUUUGGAACUGGCACUGCUUCCCCUCUUCUUCAUGUGGUCAAUCCAACAUUUGAUUAUGUGCCACCAAAGCCCGUUAGUCUUUUUAUUACUGACACAGGGGGGCACAAUCCAUCAUACGUGUAUCAGCUGAUUGCUGAUUAUUACUCUGCUGAUGAUUUGGUGGUGCAACGAAGAUCUCCUACAGCAAGUUGAGUUUAGCUUUUUGGACAUUUGUUGGAUUGGAAAUGAAGUUAUAACAUGAGCUACAAGCUAUGAGUUGACAAGCACUUCCGUGCAAAGUGUCACUUUCAGAAAAGUGCCUCACACAUGCACCCAGCAUUGAUUUUGUGCUACCAAGUGCCGCUGAUCCUCUUGCAUUGUAUAAACUAUGAAAUUUCUAGAGUUUCAAGCAUCUGUAAAACAUCUUCUUUCUUUAUCAAGGAGUCCCUUGCUCUCACUUUUUCUGGAGUGCUUUUUCUUCAUUAUCCAAGAUCCAUACACCAAUUUCAAGUUUGGACUUUUGAGUAAAUUACUAAUCUCAGUGGCUAUUUAAUCUACGGUAUACAUUGGGGCAAUUUGAAGCUAUUUCUGCUUCAAUACCUUCAAAUAGCAGCUAAUUCUUUUAUACAAGGGAAUCUUUGGGAUGAAUGAUGCUGGUCACCAAAAAAAACUUAUUAUCUUGAGGAUUUUUGUUUAUUUGAAUCCUCUGCCCACAUUCCAACUGGAGGGAUCUGCAGCAUUAUUCAGCACCUUCAUUUUGAGUCCAAACUCCUGGUGCUACAACAAGACAAAGGAAGAUUGAGGGAAUGGCAAGUCUCUGGUAGUUUCAUUUUUCCCCCCUUAAGCUUAAGUAUUCAUUUCUAACAGAUUGAUUCUUUUAACAAUUUAGACUAUAAAGUGCAAUUGAGAAGUAUGGCUGCCUGUUUAAUGGACUUAACAAGUGGCAGAUGGAACCUAGUGCAGACUUGUUGCUACCAUUAUCAAAUUUUUGAGAUUGAAAAUCACUUCUCAGUCUUAGUGAGAGAUGCUCUUUUGAUUGUACAAUGCAGACGUAACAGACACAUCACAUGUGGGUGGAAGACAUCCCCUGUUGGUAUAUGUAAUCAUGAAGAAAUCAACUAAUGGAGUCUUUUCUGCUGGCAGUCCCUGCUUCGAAUAUUUAUCUCGUUUGUUGUCUCUAAUGGAAACUAUGUGGGCUUGCAAGUCUUGGAGCACAACAAAUCCAUGCUGGAUGGAUCAUGCAAUUAAAGGAGAUUAACAAGCUGCCUCUCUAUGAGCUUUGGGAAUUGAUGGUGGAGAGCAAGAUAUAAGUCCUCUCCAGAAUUUUGGUUCUUUCUUCUCUUCCACACUCCAGAGUGCUCAAAAGGCUCAGCAAAUCACUGAUCUCGUUGUCCUUGCAGUCCUCCCCAGAAGGGCUGUCCAAUCCGUUCUUGCUAACAAGGAUUCUAAAUUGUCCUAUGCCGAGAUAGUGGAGCCAGAGGCAAAGAGGGGAAAACUGUCCCAAGAUAGCUCAGGUGCUCGUUCCAUGAAAGAUUGUCAUUCUUGAGGCUGUCAUGUCACCACCUGCAAUUACCAGUACAUGUUUUCAAACCAGAGGGUGUUCAGUGGUUGAUAGUGUUGUUCAAUUGAUUUGUGCUUUGUGUAUAAAAUCUGGACCUCCAAUCAUGAAUGAUAUUUUAUAUCUUAAUUGUUUUUCAGAUUUCCAAGCACGAUAUGUGCAACAUGCUGAGGCUUCCAAUAAUUUGUACCUAAAAAUUACUUGAUAUCGUCCUAUUGAUGAAUACAGUAAUUAUAGGCUUGGUUUUAAGAUCUA